UUUGAAUAUUAUCAGCAACCCUAGCUCAAUAAAUUCCAGCAAUAAAUUACAACAGCUGCGUCCUCCGGUCGACACCACUUACCUUCGCCGCUUUGAAACCUGGAAACAUGUCUGGCGGGGAUGUGCCGACUAAGCUAAAGGUCCUCAGCAAUGUCCAAUAUCAACAAAUUUGCCAAUUCAUCAGCCGCUACCGUGGCCUGGCUAUCGACUGUGAGUACGAGCUGAGGAACCGCAUCUUCCAGGACGUGGAUCCCAUGGCACUCACUUGCAUCCUGCAGUCGGAAGUCUUCAAUAAAACACGCGGCCAGCACUCGAAGAACGACCAGCGGGCCAAGAAGCUUCUGAAAGCGUAUGAAUCACAGAAGGACCUGUACGACGACGCCCUGCUCAUCCGGAUGUCCUGUGUGGAGUGUAUAAAUCCGGUGGCUCUCUGCCGGAUGCUGUUGCAGGAGAAGUAUAAACUACGACACCGGUCGCACGUAUCCCGGCUACUGAAGAACCCGCAUCUCAUCGAUGAACACCACUUGGCGGCUUGUGUGCAGCAGUGCGUAGUCAGCGACAACCAGGAGGGGCCCAUCACGGACCUGCGACGGCGGCUCAUCGGAGAGGAAUACGAAAUGAAGCUUAAGACAAUGGCCAAGGAGGCAGGCAUCCACUUCUACGACGAGCGGGACCUACGACGCAUGGGGUUUGACAAGACCCCUGACAUUAAGAUGAUACUACCCUUCCUCUACAAGGGAGAGGUGAUCAACUGGAUCGAGAGCAAGGCCAACUUCGGGGACACCAAAGGACACAAGUUCAACAUUCAGCAGCAACUGCAAAGCUACUGCAAUCGUUUCGGGCCUGGUAUCAUCAUCUACUGGUUUGGAUACCACGAAGAGACGCCUCUCAUGCCAGAAAAUAAAAUUGGAAUUACAGUGCUCCCAGACUUUCCGGCCAAAGAAGAUUUGGUCUUCAUGCAACUGGACUCAGGAGAGGCCGUCCCAGCGGGGGCGCCCAAGGAAACUAGCAGUCCUUUAAAUGAGUCCUCCAAAUGAGGAAUCUGUGACUUCCACAGGGUAUAUCUAGACUAAUUAUACACUAGCCGUCAAAUCGUACAAACUAAAUGGUGUAGAAUCACAAACCUUUGACAGGAAUGCUUUGCAUUUAAACAUUAGCUUUAGGGGAAAAGAAAUAUGACAAUGCUGUUGCAGCAAGGACGACUAUUUUAACAAAUUUUUUCUCUUUUUAUUGAUUUUAUAAAUUCUCAUUUACAUGAUUUACUCAUUUAUAGUACAAAAACGUCGCAUUUCUCCCAUUUUCUGGUAUAAAUUGUAUAAAACUAUAAAAUAUUGUAAUAAUCGUUGUUCCAUAAACAAAAUCAAAAAAAGAAACGGAGCAUAUUGUGAUUAUUAUUACGGCUCAAGUUACUGGUGUUUUUUGCAGAGGGGGGGAACUUUUUCUUUUUGGUUAAAAUUAAAACAAAUACAAACGUAAAUAGGUUGCUAUGUGGUAGGAAUUUUCCUUGUAUUGUAGCCAUUCAG
Molecule: messenger RNA, 1523 nt
Organism: Drosophila ananassae
Lineage: Eukaryota; Metazoa; Arthropoda; Insecta; Diptera; Drosophilidae
Product: CDAN1-interacting nuclease 1
Exons: 3
Coding region: 108-1037 (309 amino acids)
Source: RefSeq, a predicted model, not a curated record